AUGAAGCGACGAAACAUCGACAGCGCAAAGUUAAGAAGAACUCUGAAGAAGAACAAAAUGUCGGAGAGUGCUUGUGGAAGCAGCUUCAUUUAUCUCAAACUGCUGCUUGUAUGGGCGUUGGUGAUUAUGGCUGACUUUAUUUUGGAGUUCAGAUUUGAAUAUUUAUGGCCAUUCUGGUUGCUGCUGCGCAGCAUUUACGAUUCUUGCAGAUACAAAGGAAUGGCGUUCUCGGUUUUUUUCAUGUGCGUUACAUUCACAUCCGACAUGAUCUGCUUCGUGUUCAUCCCGGUACAGUGGUUGUUCUUCAUAGCGAGCACCUACGUAUGGGUGCAGUACGUCUGGCAUGCAGGUAAAUCGGCAAUCGCCUGA
Soboliphyme baturini is the source of this 369-nucleotide messenger RNA. The record is from the annotation of a GenBank genome assembly. NCBI's taxonomy places the organism in Eukaryota, Metazoa, Nematoda, Enoplea, Dioctophymatida, Soboliphymatidae.